This is a messenger RNA of Cucurbita maxima (winter squash), 3569 nucleotides long. RefSeq names its product probable LRR receptor-like serine/threonine-protein kinase At1g53440. The transcript has 23 exons. The coding region runs from base 204 to 3326 and encodes 1040 amino acids. Lineage: Eukaryota; Viridiplantae; Streptophyta; Magnoliopsida; Cucurbitales; Cucurbitaceae. The record is from RefSeq and is a predicted model, not a curated record. Gene Ontology annotation, biological process: protein phosphorylation. Gene Ontology annotation, molecular function: protein binding; protein kinase activity; ATP binding.
AUAUUUCCGACAUAAUUCUUCUGUUCCAUCAGUCACAUUAAAUCCCAUACUUUGAAUUGAAUUGAAUUGAAGUUUGUAUUUUCCUUCUCAUCCUUCAAAUUCCAUUAUCCCUUCCUUCCUUCUCUCUCCCUCUCUCAGUACUGUUCUUUUCCGUUGAUGCUCUGUUUCUCUGCUCGCUGUGUUCGACGGUCGGAACUUGGGACAUGGAUUUCAGGGCUUCCAAUUUUUCGAAUCGUGUUCGUGUUCUUGUCUUUGGGUUUCUCGUUUUCAAUUUCUUUGUCGGAUUUGGAUCGCACGCUCAGCCUCUGCCCGAACAAGAAGUGAGAGCCCUUCAAGCAAUAUCCAGAGAGUUAAGGAACUUGAACUGGAAUGUGCACCAAAAUUCCUGCAUUAAUGGCGAUGGAUUUUCCAAUAGAAUCAUCGACGGUACUGAUAUUCUGCGAGAGGUUAACUGCACUUGCACCGCCACCGAUUGCAGAGUCACUAGCAUUCGGCUUAAGGGCCUCAAUCUAAUAGGAGCUAUGCCAGCGGCAUUUGCAAAUCUUACUCGGUUGCAACGGAUCGAUCUUACUCGCAAUCUAAUAUCCGGAUCAAUCCCUAGAGAGUUUGCUCGGAUUCCUCUUGUUGAUCUAUCCAUGUUGGGUAAUCGGCUAAGUGGUUCAAUCCCUCCAGAAAUUGGUGACAUUGUCACACUUGAGCAUCUGGUUUUGGAAAACAAUCUCCUUGGAGGGAAUCUUCCCGAAAGCCUCGGGAGAUUGAGCCGCUUGCAAAGAUUGCUUCUCAGUGCAAAUAACUUCACAGGGCCGAUUCCAAACUCUUAUGGAAGCUUGAGGAACUUGACUGAUUUUCGGAUAGAUGGAAAUAAUGUGUCAGGAAAGCUACCCGAGUUUAUUGGCAAUUGGACCAAACUUGAAAGACUGGAUAUACAAGGAACCUCGAUGGAGAACCCGAUUCCUCGUGGCAUAUCCGAGUUGAAAAACUUAACUGAAUUGAGGAUAACUGAUUUGAAGGGACCAGCAACAAGUUUUCCCAAUCUGACUCAAUUGACAUCUUUAGAAGAAUUGGUCUUAAGAAAUUGCUUAAUCGAGGAUCGUAUUCCAGAAUAUAUUGGAACGUUUAUCAGAUUAAAAACUUUAGACCUAAGCUUCAACGAAUUGAGUGGUCCAAUUCCAGACACAUUUCAGAAUCUUGCCGGAGUUACUCGGUUCUUGUUUUUGACCAACAACUCAUUAAGUGGCCAAGUACCAGGCUGGAUCUUGAGCAGUGAAAGGAGCAUAGAUUUAUCUUACAACAAUUUUACAGGGUCCCCAGUUUCUAGUUGUCAACAGUCUGAUGUGAACUUGGUUUCAAGUUAUUCAUCUGCAAUGAAUGAAACUGUUUCUUGGUGCUUGAGGAAGGAUCUCCCUUGUCCUAUAGGAACUCGAUUUCAUUCCUUGUUCAUAAAUUGUGGAGGCCAAAGAAUGGAGCUUGAUGGUAAUGCAUAUGAAGAGGAUGUAACUCUAGGUGGCAAGUCCAAUUUCCUUUCCUUCUCAGACAGAUGGGCUUAUAGCAGUACUGGUGUUUUUCUGGGAAAUGAGAGUGCUGAUUACAGAGUAACAAGUAGCAAUGCUUCUAUUCCGAGCAUCUACCAAACCGCUCGACUCGCACCUCUUUCGCUCAAGUACUAUGGACUUUGCUUGAGAAGAGGAAGUUACAAUGUGAAGCUUCACUUUGCUGAAAUAAUGUUUACUGCUGACCAAACAUUCAGCAGCUUGGGAGAGCGCAUAUUUGAUAUCUCCAUUCAAGGAAAUUUGGUUAGAAAAAAUUUUAACAUAUUGAAGGAAGUUGGAGUUGGUGAGAGCUUUACUUUGGAAGAGCCUAAUAUUUUGGUCAAUGGGAGUACGCUGGAGAUCCACUUAUACUGGGCUGGUAAAGGAACAACGGCCAUUCCAAGAAGAGGGGUUUAUGGACCUCUGAUAUCUGGGAUCUCGGUGACACCAAACUUUGAUGUGGAUACUGGAGCGCUAUCAGCUGGAGCUAUUGCUGGCAUUGUUGUUAGUAGUUUUGUGUUUGUUGUGUUGGUAUUGGCUGUUCUUCGAUGGAAGGGUUACUUGGGUGGAAAGGACGCUGAAGACAGUGAAUUGAAGGCACUAGAUUUAAAGACGGGCUAUUUCAGUUUGAGACAAAUCAAAGCAGCCACCAAAAACUUUGACCCGACGUAUAAGAUAGGUGAGGGAGGUUUCGGUCCUGUAUACAAGGGUGUAUUGUCGGAUGGUACUCCAAUUGCUGUAAAGCAGCUAUCCUCUAAAUCAAGGCAAGGAAACCGAGAAUUCGUCACUGAGAUCGGCAUGAUAUCUGCAUUACAACAUCCAAAUCUUGUUAAGCUUUAUGGUUGUUGUAUCGAAGGAAACCAAUUACUGCUCGUAUAUGAGUAUCUAGAGAACAACAGUCUUGCUCGUGCCCUUUUUGGCUCUGAUGAGCAACGACUACACUUGGAUUGGACGACACGAACGAAGAUAUGCUUGGGAAUAGCAAAGGGAUUGGCUUACCUUCAUGAAGAAUCUGUGUUGAAAAUUGUUCACAGAGAUAUAAAAGCUACCAACGUGCUACUUGAUAAAAUUCUGAGUGCCAAGAUUUCUGACUUUGGGUUGGCUAGGCUUGAUGAGGAGGAGAACACCCAUAUUAGCACAAGAAUUGCAGGCACAAUGUACGUUGAUCUCUAUCUUCCUAAUGUCGAUUUGUUUACUCAUUGUCUUGAUAGCGAUAAUUAUAUUACCGUCUUACCUUCCAGUGGUUAUAUGGCUCCUGAAUAUGCGAUGAGAGGUUACUUAACUGAUAAGGCAGAUGUUUAUAGCUUUGGAGUUGUGGCGUUGGAGAUUGUUAGUGGGAAAAGCAACACAAAUUACAGGCCAAAGGAGGAAUUCGUUUAUCUUCUGGAUUGGGCUUAUGUAUUACAAGAGCAAGGAAACGUUCUGGAACUUGUUGAUCCAAGUCUCGAGUCACAUUACUCGAAAGAAGAGGUGAUGCGGAUGAUUCAUAUAGCUCUCUUAUGCACAAACCCGUCUCCGACUCUUAGGCCAACCAUGUCCUCAGUGGUUAGCAUGCUCGAAGGGAAAAUUGCGGUCCAAGCACCGAUCAUCAAGCGCAGUGCAGUCGAGCAAGAUGCAAGGUUCAAAGCCUUUGAAAGGCUGUCACAAGAUAGCAUAUCAAUGACUAGCAUUUCGACAUCAUCACAAGGCAUUCCAAUGCAAAAAAGCACGUUAGUUGAUGGGCUGUGGAUUGACUCCUCUACUUCUACCCACAAGGAGGAGACCCAAGAUUGUUCUUCAACCAGAAAUCUGCUAUAAAUGAAAACACAUUGAGUUUGAUGCAUUUUCUGUUUCCAUUUCCAUUCAUAUUCUUCUGUAGAGUGUUGGUUUUGUGUGCUGAAUAGUUUCAAAGGUUUGUUUUAGCAGACACCGACACGGUUCAUGUAAAUUCUUGUGUCUUUUAGAAAAUCAUUAGCCACAGGAACUUGGUUGGCAUGUUCCUCUCCUUCUGUAACUUUCUUCUUACCUUUACAUACUCUUCAAAUGUACCAUGAAACAAAU